AUGCGAAUUGCCCGAAACAGCUACCGUGAUUUAUGUCGGAUCUUCUCCCAACCUUUAUUUCUUCAACGCACAUUUUCUAGUCAUGAUGAUAAACCUCCACUUCCAGUUAUUCCUCGUGCUGGUUCCCACCGUUCACCAUGGGAGGUUUUAAAAGAGGAAUUUCGUGCUUUGAAACAGGGAAACUUUACAUCAGAAUCCAACAAUAAGGUACCCCGAGAAUCAGAUAUCCUAAUCAUUGGAGGAGGGCUAAUUGGCUCCUCUGUAGCCUACUGGUUAAAACAAAGGAACCCAAAAGCCAUGUCCAUAACAAUCGUGGAAAGGGAUCCUUCGUAUACUCGUGCUGCAAGUGUCCUGUCAGUUGGAGGUAUCCGACACCAGUUUUCCCUCCCGGAGAAUGUUCAGCUAUCUAUGUUCACAUCUGAGUUUCUCCGGAAUAUCAAACAACAUUUAAGCGUUUUGGACAUGGAUCCUCCUGAUAUUCAAUUUAACCUUCAAGGGUACCUCUUCUUGGCAUCCCCUGAAGGUGCAGAACAGCUUGUGAGAAAUGCUAAGAUGCAAAGGGACAUUGGAGCUAAAGUGGAGCUCAUGAGCCGUGAAAGACUCGCAAGUAAAUUCCCAUGGUUAAAUCUGCAAGGAAUUGAACUUGGAACUUAUGGAUUAGAAGGCGAAGGUUGGUUUGAUCCAUGGACACUAAUUCGGGCCAUGAAACAGAAGAACUUGUCCCUUGGUGUUAAAUAUGUCAAUGGUGAAGUAAUUGGCUUCGAUAAACAAACCUACAGAGUAGCUGGAACGGAUGGCUAUGAAGAUCGAGAAAGCAUCAAUUCUGUGCAGAUAAAAAGUGAAGGUGAGAUUUACCAAUCUCAGUUUGCUAUUGUGAUCAACUGUGCCGGACCUUGGGCAGGAAAUGUAGCCGAAUUAGCUGGAAUUGGUACUGGAAAAGGAAUCUUAUCACUAUCUCUACCUGUAGAACCAAGGAAACGUUACGUUUAUGUCUUUCAUUGUCCAAAAGGUCCUGGCAUUGAGUCACCCUUCCUAAUUGACCCAGCUGGAUUCUACUUCAGACGUGAAGGACUUGGUAGCCACUUUCUUUGUGGUAUGUCUCCUACUGAGGAAGAUGAACCAGCAAUAGACAAUUUGCAAGUGGAUUAUGAUUAUUUUCAUAACACCAUUUGGCCACAUUUGGCACAUCGAGUUUCAAAGUUUGAAUCUUUGAAGUUGAUGAGUGCCUGGUCAGGUUUCUAUGACUAUAACUAUGCCGACCAGAACCUGGUCAUCGGAAAUCACCCUUACUUCCACAAUUUUUACUUUGCUAACGGGCUUAGCGGACAUGGCAUCCAGCAUGCUCCAGCCAUUGGUCGAGCGCUCAUGGAGUAUAUUAUUGACGGUAAUUUUGAAUCUAUCGAUUUAUCAAGAUUUAAAUUUGACCGAUUUUUGAGCAAUGAUCUGCUCACCGAAGUUGGAAUUGUUUGA
Molecule: messenger RNA, 1470 nt
Organism: Acanthosepion pharaonis
Lineage: Eukaryota; Metazoa; Mollusca; Cephalopoda; Sepiida; Sepiidae
Source: the annotation of a GenBank genome assembly